Helianthus annuus (common sunflower) is the source of this 1251-nucleotide messenger RNA. RefSeq names its product transcription factor MYB46. The record is from RefSeq and is a predicted model, not a curated record. Lineage: Eukaryota; Viridiplantae; Streptophyta; Magnoliopsida; Asterales; Asteraceae. The transcript is spliced from 2 exons. Bases 62 to 1057 code for a protein of 331 amino acids.
CCAAAAAGAAACUUUACUUUGAUAUAUCAUAAUUUGUUGUCUCUACAUAUCAUCUCUGACUAUGAGAAAGCCAGACCAACCUGAAAGGGAAAAAGGGUGCAAUAAUAUUAAUGUGGUUAGCAAGGGAAUAAUGCCCAUGAAGACUCGAAAGGGUUUGUGGUCACCUGAAGAAGAUGAAAAAUUGAUGAAUUAUAUGCUGAGGAAUGGUCACGGUUGUUGGACCGAUAUCGCUAGGAACGCUGGCCUUCAAAGGUGCGGAAAGAGUUGCCGCCUUCGUUGGAUCAAUUACUUGAGACCCGAUCUUAAGCGUGGCGCAUUUUCUCCCCAAGAACAAGACCUUAUUAUUCAUUUGCACUCAGUUCUUGGCAAUAGGUGGUCACAAAUAGCGGCUCGUCUUCCAGGAAGGACAGAUAACGAAAUCAAGAACUUCUGGAACUCGACGAUAAAGAAAAGGUUGAAGACCAACAAAACCGACGCGUCUACAAUCUCACAAAAUGAUAGUAUGGGCGACCUGUCUGCCGACGCUAGCAGAGAUAUAACUGGAGAACCUGGUAUGUUCAUGUCAAUUCAUGAUCAUGAGAUUAUGAACAACUGCAUGGACUCGAGUUUGACAUCGUCGACAACUACAUCUUCUUCGGUACAUAACAACCUUAUGUUCAUGAAUGGUCAUGACCAAUUUGGUCAUUUGCCACCAUUAGUUGUUGAUCAAACCAAUUGUGACUCAAAUGGUGGAUCAAGUUUCUUAGAACAAGGUGGAUAUGGGGGUGUUGUUGACGUACCCUACAUGUUUGGCAUGGAAAAUGACAUUAUUAACCCUGCAUUGGGAAAUAGGGUCAUUGGAGAGAAUGUUAAUGCCACUUUUGACCACCAUGAGGUGGAUAACAAAAUAACACAUCAUGUUAACCACCAUUUGAAUGGGGUUAGUGAUGGUAAUAUCAAAGUGGAGGAAGUGGUAGGUUUUGGAAAUCAUUGGGAAGGAGAAAGCUUCAGAAUUGGAGAAUGGGACAUGGAGGGUUUUUUUGCUAAUGUUUCUUCAAUACCUUAUAUUGAUUUCUAGAAUAAAUGUAUAUACUCAAUCAAGGUGUAAAAGUAAGUAAAAAGGGGCUUAAUAAAGAUGAGGAGAUGGAUAGGAAGACAAAGGGAAGAUAGAGAUUUGUUGAGAUUUAUGUAAAAUUUAAUAAAGUUAAAAGCUAGGUAGAAAAUUCUUAAUAGAGUUUUUCGUUAUACGUACAUGUUAUACAAUGAGUGAGA